CUUCUCUUCCUCUCACUAAUUUGCAGUUCCGGUCAUCAAGAUUGCCAAACGCUUUGAUUUCAUUAACCAAUUCCAACAACCACAAGAGGAAGGGGAAUAAGGAAUAUAUCCGUUUAAGAUUACCAGAUUCAUCAAUAACACGCUUUUGGAGAGCGCACCGACUUCCCACCCUUCACGCACAACCGGUUUCCAUUCAUAAUGUGCCUCAGCGGCAUUUCGCCGAGCGUGAUGCGAUCCCCUCCAUUCUUCCGGUGGCCUUUUGCUCGGUCGCACCCGUUUGAUCCCCACCAUAACCCGGGUUGCCUUUGUCACCGGAAUUGAGCCCUCGCCCGCCCGCCACCACCGGGUUAACGGUGCUCUCCCUGGCGUAGCUGUCCGGUUACACGGCGUAGGUGCAGCGUCGUCGCUGCAGGACCAGGCCGUGAGACCCCAGCGUGGCGCUCCCUCGGAAUUGCCAGACGGCGAAGGCGAAGCGAAGACCAGGCUUCGCGGGUCCACCGGGAAGUUGUCGACGAAGAUGACGGCGUGGGAUAGGAAUCGCGUCGGAGAAAAGAAGCGGCGAGACCAAAAGCAAGAAAAGGGGGUCGUCGUGGCGGAAGGCGGCGAUGGCAGCGGGGGAUCUGGACUUACCGCUCACGGGAGCUUCCCAUCGGCAGAGUUCGUCGAUCUGGACCGUUCGAUGGACCGCUCCAGAUUGAGUUGAGGUACCAGGAUUCUAGUGGAUGAAUCGCUGUUGUUGGUGGGGGCCCAUCUGAUCUCUUAUUCCCUCUCCGGUCUUCUCUCCUUUCCUCUCCACAACAUCAUCCACGGGAAGAAAGACAGAGGAAGCAAUGGCAGUAUGUAUAUCGAGCAAGUCAAUGACUCUCCACCAUUGGUUGCACAAGUGUUCCUCUUCGGUCGGUUCAGUAUCGGCAGCUGUAGCAGUAGCUGUUGCAUGGAAGAAGGGGAAGAUGAAGAAGCUAUGCUUACUUCCCGUGAAUUGCACCCCCUUGGAGCAAAACCCCAAAACCGAACAAGAACAUAUGACAGAGGAGGAGGAGGAAGAGGAAUUCAGAAUUCUGUGUGAACCCUGCAAUGGCAGAGGAUGGCUGCUUUGUGACUUCUGUAAAGGCAAGAAGAACAAUGUGAAGGCUGAAAACAAUCGAAUCUACCGCCGUUGCCCAACAUGCAAAGCUGUUGGUUAUGUUUUGUGCUCAAAAUGCAAAGUCUUCAAGUGUAUCACCUUCCCAGAUUAUUCUGAUGGCGAGCUGACUGCCUAAGUCUAAUAUAACUCGACUCCAGUUAUAUAUUCUUUUCUUUUUUUUUUCUUUCCUGAGAUUGGUUUCCCUUUCAACAUGGAAACCAGAUAUAGCAGGAGUAGAUUGAUGUGCUUUCAUCAAUAUCCAUGAGGCAUUUCUUAAUCUAUAAUCCUUCUUGCUUAAAAUGAAGGCGAUCGUACUGCAAGACUACUCAUGUUGAAAUCAGGAGGAGGCGGUUCUAACAUUGCUUAAAAUGUAAGGGGCGGGCAGCUAGCUAUCAUUCUUAUCGAAUAAACCACUCUAUCAGUGUCAUCAUCAUUGAUGAGUCAUCAUCCCUAUAGGAUCAUUACUUGGUCAUCAUGCCGAUCAGGUAAGGUACACGGAUGGAUAUGAUAUGAUAUCAAAUUACCUACAUACAUGCCGAAGCCCCCAUAUCAUUUACCCCCAUCGGAUUUUUACAUAGAUUGGUUUGAGACACGACGUCUUAUUUGGCGGACUAUUUGAUCACGUCAUCUAUUGUAUGUAUGGAUGCACUGACUUCACGUCGGUUGGUAUGUACUUGGUUGACUUUCACUAAGUCAAUUGUAGUUAUGGCCAAAUUUGUUUGUUUUGUGAUCUGAA
Musa acuminata AAA Group (dessert banana) is the source of this 1859-nucleotide messenger RNA. RefSeq lists its product as uncharacterized. NCBI's taxonomy places the organism in Eukaryota, Viridiplantae, Streptophyta, Magnoliopsida, Zingiberales, Musaceae. The transcript has 3 exons. The coding region runs from base 831 to 1259 and encodes 142 amino acids. The record is from RefSeq and is a predicted model, not a curated record.